Molecule: messenger RNA, 2477 nt
Organism: Mya arenaria
Lineage: Eukaryota; Metazoa; Mollusca; Bivalvia; Myida; Myidae
Exons: 2
Coding region: 83-1711 (542 amino acids)
Molecular function (GO): zinc ion binding; protein binding
Source: RefSeq, a predicted model, not a curated record
CAGCAUAUUCAGGCUGUUACCAGCUUUGAGAUCCAUGUUUGAAUACAUUUGAUCAUUCUUUAACGUAACAAUUAAAUUGAAAAUGGCGACACUAUCUCUAAACAAAGCAUCCGAACAGGUUUUUGACUACAGUUGUUCCAAGUGUGAAGAACAUGACUUAACCACUGAAGCCCAGCACUACUGCCCAGAGUGUGAAGACUAUUUGUGUGACAAGUGUGUGAAGCUACAUAAUGAAUAUCAUAGCAAACAUACCGUGUUUGAACGCGAAGACAUUCAGAUGUGGGAAGGGUUCCCCAUACGCAGUUGUGACCAACACGGCAACAAGUUGGAGGUACACUGUAAUGACCAUCAGGAACUUUGCUGUAGUGUCUGUGUGGCACUAAACCACAGGCAGUGUAUCAGUAUAAGUUACCUGCCUAACCUAGCUAAAAGCUUCCUGAAAACUGCUGACUUAAAGCAGUUGUCAGCAGCAAUGGAAAAGAUGAGGAGCAGGCUAGACGAGCUCAAGAAUGCUAGAAGGAAGGAUCAUGCCUCUCUAAAGUAUUCGUACAAACAUAUUAUUGCUGUAAUCAAGGCUUUUCGAAAAGAGAUUAACACUAUUUUAGACCAGCUUGAAAAGCAAACAGUUAAACAGUUAGAUAGCAUGAUGAAUGAUUUGGAAAUGUGUGUCAAAGAUGACAUUGAAAGUUGUGCCAAUAUGCAUGACAAACUGAAGAUCAUGAUGGAAAAAUAUCAAUUGAUUUCAGUCAAACACAAGGUGACCACUUCUUACAUUGCGUACAGAAGGUGCCAGGAUCAGCUUACCAAAUGUCAAAGUGUGAUACACGAGAUAGAAGCAAGACCAAAACAAAAAUUGUUAUUUAAUCCUAAAACCAAAAUUGAAACUUUCCUCAAAUGCCUGGACAAUUUAGGACACACUGACAUAUUUCAGGUGUACAACUGGCGUAGUUUAAAACAUGUUUCUGUAAAAAAAGACAGAAGUGAGUUGGCAUGUCAUAUUGACGGUAUUUAUGAAUUGCCCAAUGGAGACAUUGUCAUUGCAGACUCUUCCAACAAGAGAGUGAAGCUUCUGAACAGCCAAUACCAGGUCAUUGCUCACAAUGAUCUUCCUGAUUAUCCACAACAAUUGUGUCAUACCAUAGGCGAAGAAGUAGCUGUAGCUGCUGGACAUGAAGUCCACUUCAUCAAAGUGUCCAGAGGUGGGCUACAAGAGGUGAGGAAGUUCACCAUCGACCAUGACUGCUUCUCAAUUGCCCACCACAAAGGCCAGUUGUAUGUUGGCUCCACCACUGCCCUCUACAGGCACAAUAUGGAUGGAGAAGUUGUAGAUAAGGUAUAUGAAGACAUGUCUGGUGACUUGACAGUUUACAGGUGCGCUGUUAGUCCUGAUGGGGAGAGAAUUUAUGUAACAAAUAACUAUGCACAUAAAUUGCUUAUACUUAAUAAAAAUGGUCAAGUGCUGUCUACAUUGGAAGAUCCUGAACUACGAGCACCAACCGGAUUAUGUGUCAGCCCCAGUGGUCAUGUGUUUGUAUGUGGGCUUGAGUCUAACACUGUGAUACAGGUUGACAGGGAGGCCAAACAGAAGCUGGCCACGGUGGCCAGGGGUUCUGAGGGUUUGUGGAGACCAAAGUCAGUGUGGUUCAACGAAAAAACCUCAUUUCUCCUUGUUGGGGACAUUGGAGGAAUUAGUGUUUUAAAGAUAGGUUGAAGCAUGUUCUGAAAACUAAUAAAUACACUUUUAAAAUGGAUGCAUUUUGCUUUGAGGUCUAAAUUGACAAAAGCAAGACUGAAUAUUUCUAGUAGAAAGACACAUCAUGUAUAAAUAAUAUGCAUGUUCUACAUUGGGAUGAACAUAGACUUAAACACGUUAAACAGAAAACUGAGUGUAUUUGUAUCAAUCCGUGAAAAUGUUUUUAUUCCAGGUUUUAAAGUAAUAUACUCACAUAUAUUUUUCAGUCCAUUUCGUUUGAACUUUAAUAAGGUAAAAUACGUGUAUGAUGUACGUUUUCAAGUUGCCUCAAUAUGACAUCAAGAUGGCAUCCACAAGUCAUGAGCAUGGCAUGACAUCGGAAUUUUGUUUCAGUAGAAAGGCAGUCUCUAUUGUAAACCUCAAAUUUAUGAAAACAAAACAUGUAUUUAUUUACUUUACAAAAGUCAAUUUAUUGUUGACGUUUGUUUAGAUCAAAUAGAUUUUGCUGUUUUUCUUCCUUUCUCCAUUAAAAAUCACCUUUUAUACAAUUUUAGUGAAUUAUUAUUAUUGAUAUAACUACCGUAAUGUUUCUCUUAAUGAAUUAAUAUCCGUAUUAAAUGAAAUGCGAAACUGUUCCUACAAGGAACAUACAUGUAGGAGUUAGAAGUGAUUAUAGUCAUUAUAAAUGCAUAGGUUUAUACAUUGGUUUUCGUCAUUUACGAUUGAAGAUGAUUUUGUUUUAUCUAUUAUUACGUUUUGUGACCUUUAUAUAUAUGAUAUUUGA